CCCAGCCCGGUGGGGUGGGUUUGGUGGUGGUGGUGGUGGUUUUCUCGCCCCCCUGGUGCUGCGCUGGAGGAAACCCACAGGAGCCUGAGGGGAAGCUGCGAUGCAAGUGGGCAGAGAACAAGUGAAAAGACAGUGAAACUUCCUGUCUCCGGCGGAGCUUUUGUGAACUUUGAAACCCAAGCGGCUGCGAUAAGUGCCCGGGAGCUUCUUGCUCGUCACUAGGUUUGAUUUUUCACACGAAUCAGCAAAGUUAGGGCCAUCACUGAAUUGCGUGCGUGUGUCCGAGCAAUGCCCUGGCCAUAGAGUUGUCAUUAACAGGAGUCAAACACCUCUGCUGUACUGAGAGCGCAGUCUUCCUCCCCGGGGCUGUGGCUUUAGGGCAGUGAGGGCUCCGGGGCCAGCAGGCUUCGCUGCCCCUUGGCCACUCUGGGUGGUGGCAAGUGUCUGCUCGGGGCCCUGCUGGCCACCUCCCCGGAGGAUGGAGAACCAGUGAAACCAGUCCUUGCUGGGGCAGGGGGGUGGUGGGGUAACGGUCCGGAGGGAUGGGCUGGCUCAGCUGGUAAUUGUGUGGCCACAGUGAGUGUUCCCGUGGCCCUCGGUGGUCGGAUGAUGGGGCCCGUGGCCAGAUGGUGCUGGUGGUUCCAGUGGCUCCCUUGGGCUGGGCGAUGGCAAACGCGAGGUGCAGUGGGUGUCAGGCUGCGUGGGGCACCUCGGGGUCCCUGCCCAGCUUCUGCUUCUGCAGAAAUGAGUCUCUUCCUCUGGCUUUAUGUGGUGGUGGAGUUUAAUUACCCAAAACAUCUCACUGCUGUUGUGCAGCUGCUUUAAACACACCAGAUCCUUGGAGCAGGCCGGGGCUCAGCAGCGUAACGUGCUGCGACCGGGACCCAGGGAGGAGGAUGCGGUGCCUCCUGAUUGCACUGACACUGAUGGCUGAUGCUCUGCCUCCCCCACCGUGGGUUCUCCCUGGGGAUCUUGGUGGGCUCAGUCCCCUCUGCCCUGUGUCCCCGCAGGAGGAUCGAGGACUGCCUGCCCCCGCUGGAGGACUCCCCAUCCAAGAGGUUCUCCCCCUCCAAGCGAAAGCAGUAUUACAUCAACAAGGCCAUCCGCAACUCGGACCUCAUCCCCCGGGCCAAGGGCCGCAAGAGCCUGCAGAGGCUGGAGAACACUCGUUACCUGAUGACUCUUCUGGAGCGGGACGAGUGCGGGAGCGACGAGGGAGAGCUUGUCCACUCGGCCACCCCGAGCAUCUUCACCGAGGCCUGUAACAACGAGACCUACGUGGAGAUCUGGAACGACUUCAUGAACCGGUCGGGAGAAGAGCAAGAGCGAGUCCUGCUCUACCUGGAGGAGGAGGCCAGGAAGAAGCACAAGAGGAAGCUGCCCGUCAAGAAUGAAGACAAGUGGAAAGAGCACCCUGCCUACUCGCCCAAGGAGUGCUUCCAGCGCAUCAGCCGCCGCCUGCGCUCCACCCUGAAGCGGGGCCGGAUCCCCAUGGGGACGCUGGAGGGCCUGGAGGAGGAGCUGCUGGCCUUUUUCUCCGUCACCCCUCACUCCGUCUACACCGCGCUGAUGGACAACAGCUUCGAGCGACUCCUGCUCCAUGCGCUCUGCCAGUACAUGGACCUCGUCUCUGCCAGUUCAGACAUCGAAGGGAAACGUCAAAUGAAAGUGAGCAACAAGCACCGCGUCUUCCUGCCCCCCGAGCUCCUGCUCUCAGACUACCUGGGGCAGAUGAGCUGAUGCCCCCGAGGGACGCCCUGCCCCUCGCCUGGCGCGCCGAUGGCUGCCUUCCUCCGCUCCCGGCCUCUCCCAGCCCCGCCGUCCCCUCGCUCCGGCCUUCCCAGGACCAGCCCCGGCCUCGUCCCUUCCCCGCCGCUGAGAGCAGACGCUUGAUGGUGCUGAGCGGGGGGCUCCGGGACCCCCGCAGCGUGAUCCUGCCAGAUACCGCCACGCUCCGGGUGCAGCCGCCCCGGUGCCGAUCCCCCGCGCUGCUUCCCGGCCGGAGCGGCUUCCCCGGAACUCUUUGUGUGUCUAUUUAUAGCCCAGGUGCUUUUAAAAAAAAUAAUGGGGUUGGGCCAAACCCCCCUCUGGCACCGACGCUCCCCGGGUGAUGUCGGUCCAGAUUUUUCUGCAGUGAACCAUCUCCUGGCGGGUGCUGAGCAAGCGCUGAGCCGGCGGAAGGGCCUGGGGGGCCCGCGCCUCCCCAGCCUUGCCCUGCGCCCCCAGCCCCGCACCAGCCCCCCCCCCAGCCCCUCCUGGGGUGUCCCAGGGGGGGCUCAGCCCCCGCAGCCGCGGGGUGGGAGCUCUCCCCACGCUGGUGUGUCACAGCACCCUGUUCCCUGCACCCCGGGGGAUGGGCUGGUUUUAAAUGUAAAUAGUGUUUUUUAAUGUGUGUGUAUAUAUGUGUGUGUGUGUGUGUGCUGGAGGAGCACAGUCUGCCCCACGGGGGCUCUGGCUGCUGUGGGGGCAGUUUGGGGGUCCCCCCGUGUCCCCAGGGCUGCUGGCAGGGGAUUGGGGGGGGUCCCUGCUCUGACCUGGCCCCUGGUGAUGCCGGGGCUGGGAAGGGGCCAGUUGGACCCCCCCCAAGUCCAAGACUGCUGCGGCAGCACCCCCUGCCCCUGGGUGCCUUUGCUGGCUGCUCUGGGCUCCCUGCCCCCCUUGAGGACACGGCCCCCCCCCCCGGGUUGUCCCCAGCACACCCUGUGCCUUGUUGGCUUGCGUGGCUCGGGCGGGGGGUUCGAGAACAAUAAAACAGGGUGCUCCUGG
Messenger RNA from Calidris pugnax (ruff), 2766 nucleotides. It is a transcript of the gene R3HDM4, whose product is annotated as R3H domain containing 4. The transcript is spliced from 9 exons. NCBI's taxonomy places the organism in Eukaryota, Metazoa, Chordata, Aves, Charadriiformes, Scolopacidae. Gene Ontology annotation, molecular function: nucleic acid binding. The record is from RefSeq and is a predicted model, not a curated record. Bases 934 to 1740 code for a protein of 268 amino acids.